GCCAAAAGAUGGCUCAUGGCGUUGAAUGUGAAAACUAAGCUACUUGCGACUGCUAACUGUGACUGAAAUCACAGUUAAAUUAUGUAAAGUUGUUAUUGUGAUAUCUGUGACUUCUCGAUCACUGUGAUUUCUAACGCGAUUUCCUGCCCACCACUAUGUUGUUGACUGAUCUUAAUCUGGCGCCGUCUCGUGGUUUUGAGGAAAUGUGUGUGUUGCAUCUUCCAGAUGUAUAGAAUUGCAGCUAUGGACCAGAAGCCACCUGUGUGGAUGAAAAAAGAGGAAACAGAUGAAGUACCAUCGAAGUCAGGCUCCAUGGAUCAGGUUUACCCAUCCAGCAUGAAUGUAAAAGAAGAGUUGGAGGUUGGUGCGAAUAAAGAGUUAGAUGAUGGUGGCACCUCCAGGGAUAGUGAUCCAGCUCCAGCAUAUUGUGAACUGGAGGCGGACAGUGCAACUAACAACAUUGAGGAUGUCUGCCGUUACAGUAGUAGCAGUAGGUUUGUAGCAAAUGAUCAAGCAUCCUCACAGACAGUUCAGGAGUCACUAUAUAUUCAAAUGUCCACACCUAUGUCUUCAUCUAAGAAAAGAAAGUAAAAUGAAGACUAUGGGCCUGCAGUUCACCUGAUUGUGAAGGCACUCCAGGAAGAUGAUGAUAGUGAUGAAACAGAUCUGUUCAUUAAAUUUCUGGGAGCAGAAAUUAAAAAAAAUUAACUGUGACAAAAAGAAAAGACGUGUAUGAUUAGAGCUAAUGGGAGUACUGUAUCAAGCAUUAGAUGAAUAAAUUUAAUUUUGAAAUGUAAUUUGCUUCUAGGCUAAGGAAUUAAAUUCUGUGCCUGUCCCACUACCUGUAUCCUAACAUUACCUUCUGAAACAGGGAGUAAUAUGGGACCAUUUGUGUCUCCAGGCAGUGUUCCUUCAUAUGAUCAACCUGACUGCAAUUAUUCACAGGCAGUUGUAAAUAAUUAACAGUGUGCAGCAAAUCUCUCUAAAUCUGAUCAGGUGGAGAACAGACUGCUGUAUCACUCUUUUUGUGCACUAUGAUCAGUUUAUCUAAGUAAAUCAGCCAUCCAUUCUGAACCAUAUUAUAGGAGCAUAUGAAACAUUGCAUUAUAACAACCUAAUUUGUGUAGAAUUAAAUUCAAGGUUAAUAGCAACAUUAUGUAAUAGUGGUAGUUCCCGUAUUUAUGUACUUUGGUUUUGUAUGACAACAUGCUGUCAGUGAGGUGAAAUUUACCUGCUCUUUUUUUAGUACUUAUUUCAUUGACAGUGUGAAAUGAUGAGUUCAAUCAUCUACAUGAUAAAAGGGUAACAUUUCUUGUAUUUCCAUUUAAAAUGUCAUUGUUAAUGUGGGUGCAACAUGCUGUGUAACUUGCGUUGGCCAAAAUAUGAGUGCAGUUCUCUAUUCAGCUAAAUAAA
Messenger RNA from Schistocerca cancellata (South American locust), 1413 nucleotides. RefSeq lists its product as uncharacterized. Bases 226 to 591 code for a protein of 121 amino acids. The transcript is spliced from 4 exons. Lineage: Eukaryota; Metazoa; Arthropoda; Insecta; Orthoptera; Acrididae. The record is from RefSeq and is a predicted model, not a curated record.